UUGAAACGGAAAGCGUCUCCGUGGUAACUGGAAGCGGUUCACGUCCUGACCGUUUCUUCCAUCUUCAUAACAAACAUUAAAUUAACGCAUUUAUAUUAAAAUAAACGUGUCUCCAUGUUACCAGUGCUGUGACGUCGCUGACAAAGAUGGGGCGAAAAAAACCCGACAACGUUCAAACUUGAGCUAACGCUAGCUGAGUUAGCAUAGGUUCCUGUAAACAGGACUUGUUUUAUGGCCAGCUUGUUUUCAAACCAGUCAGAAAAUGGACUCCAACGACGAAAAUCGUGUCCAACUUUUGGAGGAGCAGGUGAAGGAUUUAUCAGAUGAGUUAAUGCAAUGCCAGGCAGACAAGGAGUUUGUGUGGUCUCUAUGGAAACGCCUGCAAGUGGCAAAUCCAGACUUGACCCAGGCUGUCAGUUUGGUGUUUGAGCGUGCGAAACACAAAGCAGAGAUUAAAGACAGGAAAGUCUUGGAGAUCCUCCAGUUGAAAGACUACAAGAUACAGGAGCUGGAGCAGAAAGUGACAGGGCAGCAGCAUGACAUUAACAACUUGCUACAGAAGAGGACGACAGUCGAGGAAAAGAGUGCGAUAAUGAAGGAGCUGACAACGCUGCGUGAACAACUGGUCAGCAAGAGUGAGGAACUUGAGGAUCUGGAGGAAGAACUGAACAAUGCUUGGCAGGAGGUUUCCACCUUGCAGAAAGACAACAGCAGUCUAGCAGCACAGCUGUCUUCCAAAGAGAGGGAUGUUGCAGCAAAAGAGGGACGACUAGAUCAACUUCAUCGCGAUUUUGCGGAUGUGCAAACUCUGUACAGACAGAGCACAGAACAUGCAGCAGACCAGAGCCACCUGAUCAAGCAGCUGGAGGAACUCAACCUCGACACCCAGAGAGUCCUCAGGAAUCAGGAGGAGGCACACUCUGCCGACGCUACCUCAUAUCAGCAGCUAUACAAAGAAUUGAGUCAGUGCUACCAGACUCUAAUGUCCAGUGAGGCCAAGCUCCGUCAGAGUCAUCAGGAACUCAGCAGUCAGUUGGCUCAGAAAUACAAAGACAUCUCAGAACUCCAGGCUCAGCUACAGAAAAAGAAUGAACAAAUUCAGCUUCAGCAGCAGCAGCAGCAACAGCAGCAUCAGGCUCAGCAUACGGCUCUGUAUUCCUCACCCAACAAACAAACCAACUUAAAGGUACAGGUGUCAGAGCAGGUUGAUGCUGCUCACUCUGACCAAGCCUCCACCCGAGAUUCAGAUCCCAGGCCGGAAAUAAAGAAUCUCCAUCACAAAUCCACCGGCAUUGUCAGACGACAGCAGGAAACACCUGUGCAGAGAUCCAGGUCUCUGUCCCCAGCUAGCAGUGUCGACUUAGGAAGUGGGAGGAGAAAAAAUGCAGAACAAAGAAUCAAAGACCUUGAGGAGCUGCUACAAUUGAAGACUGAGGAGAAUGGGGAGCUGACAAAAGCUCAUAAUAAACACCGUGAACGCGUGCGCUUGAUUCAAACCAACUACAAGAUGGUCAAAAAUCAGCUAAAAGAAAUGGAGAAAUCAAUGGGCGCGCCAGGUGGAAAGAUGCGCCGUGCAGAGCCUUGGCAGCUACGACAAGAGAACAAUGAUGCUGUGUGGAACGAGCUGGCGUACUUGAAGAACCUCACAACAAAACUCUCCACUGAAAAAGCUGGCCUGGAAGAGGAGCUGGACGUUCUGCGAGUCCAGAGCGCGAUGGACCGGGCCACAGUGAAGGAGCUCCACAUGUGUCUUGAAAAUGAACACCAAGAAUUGCUUCACAAAGUGGCAGCGGAGCACCAGGUCAAAAGCAGCACGCCGAAAAAGCCUUCUCUUUCUUUAGGCCGACUGGUGCAGUCAUUUAAAAAGAUUGAGCAGCUGGAGCAGAGGAUGAUGUCCCUGGAGGAACAGAAAGAGAGGCUGAGAGAAGAAAAAGAGCAGUUACUUGAGGCCAACGAAGACUUGGCCCACAACUGCCGCAGACUCCAAGCCUCCAUGGAUCAUCAGCAAAGGCAGGAAGCUGUUCGAGAAGAGGCAGCUCGUGCCGAGGCCCUGGCCAAGGAGGAGCAACAUUGCAGUGAGAUCAUGGCCCUAAAAGCCCAACUGGCCUCAUCUCAAAAAGAGAUUACCAAGCUUCAUCAUCAGUUCCUCAAGCUGAGACAGGAACUGGGAAUUCUCAGAGCAGCCAGGGACUUCUACAGAAAUCAUGCAACACGACCAACAUUGGCAGCUGGGAUUACGAACAACAUCAGCAGCAAGGUCAAAUUCAAGACAAUUAGGCACAGAGGUCUUCUUCGUCACUGCAGCCACCAAACAGCCAACCCCAAUGAAGCUAUCAGCUGGCAAGGUCGGUGCCCCAGCCCCACUAAGGACGAGUGGGAGGACAUGAGUGUAGAAAGUGACAGCGGUGAGGAGUACCAGGAUGAACUCCACAGGGUGCCGUCUGGGACAGAACGUUACAAGCAACACACGAACAGGAAGUCCUACAGGUGUUCACCGAUCUCAAAGUUACAAGCACCGUCGGCAGACUGUAACAGAAAACAACCUGAUGUUCUGGCCCAAGAUGAUAAACAGCGUGAGCCCUGGGAGCUUGGGACAAGAGGAGAAAGAAAGAGGUGGAGGAGGAAGAGGAGGCUGAUGAAGACCCAGCGCUGCUCCUCCUCCACAUCUCUGCAGCAGCGCAACGAGUCUCUACAGCGUCACAUCGACAUCCUGCAAAGUGCUAAGAAAGAUGCUAUGCUCUCAGCCGAAGAGCUGCGAAGGGCCAAUGAGACGAUCGCAGCACAGCUGAACACUCUCACUGAGAAACUCGGCAGCAGCAAGCAGCUUACACAGAAGCUGACCUCUGACCUUGCUGGUGUGGAGCAGCAGAAAAAAGUUUUGGAGAUGGAGCUAGAGCAGUGGAAGCGGAUUACCUUCCCCCCGCAAACGGCACCAGUGAACACAGAGUGUUCCUGCCAGGGCCGAGCCACACCUGCACCAGCUAACCUAGAGGGUGAGGUCAAACAACUUCAAGCCAAACUUAAGAGUGCAAGUGCCGAGGUCACAAGGCAGAUGACUGCUAACAAAGCCCUGCGGGGCCAGCUCCAAGAGAAGGACGACAAGCUCAGCCAGCUGCAGGACAAGGUGGGCCACACUGAACGGGAUGUUAACAUGAAAAGACAGCUGGUGGGAGACUUGAAGACAAGACUCAAGUUCCUGCAGGAAAUGGAGAAAAGUUACCGGGGGCAGGUAGAGGACCUAGAGAAGAAGGUGAAGUCUUUAUCAGAGGAGGCUACCAACAGGAAGGCCCUCAUUGAAUCUCUGAAGAGAAGGUUAAAUGUUGCAACAUCGGAAAAAAACCAGCACGAGAGCUCGUGCACAAAACUGAAAGAAGACCUUGAGAAAAAGGAGCAGCGCAUACAUGCCCUACAGGCUCGAGUGGGAUCCAGUGAGCAGGCUUUGGCUGCCCUGGAAGAGACUGCCACUGAACAAAUGGAGGGGUUAACCCAGCAGAGCUCCCAUGCCUUGGAAAAUCUUAAGAGGCAACUUGGACUGGCCUACUCCCAGUUGGAACAGCUUAAUACUUUUAUCAAGACCCUGGCCAGUGAAAUCCUUUUAGACGUUCAAGAGGUCAAGCAGCAGUUGAUGAACAGGAGGAGGUUGAGGCAGGCCAGCGCUGUGGCAGCAAAAAGCAGCCUCUCAGCCAAGUCUAUGAUCAAAGCCAAGUCGAUUGCUGCCUCCAUUCUCAAUAUGUCAGAAAAUGAUCUUGAAGACAUAAUGACGGAUCAGACAACAUGUGCCUCCGUUGGAAGUACAAGAGACCAGGAGUGGCUCGAACACCUGAACCUCAUCCUCAAGCAGAAGAUUCCCUCUGCUGGCCAACUAAUGGAGGCUGUGCGCGUGAAGAUGAAGGAGAGGAAAGUGCUGACAGAAGAGCUGGCCGCGCUCACAACACCAGUCAGCGAAAAAACCUGACUCCCUGGGCUGAGGCUGGGAAAACUGUCAUCCUCUCUCUCUCUCCCCCCCCUUUCCCCUCUUCUUUCCCCACCUAGUUCCUACUCAGUGGGAGCUGGGCUGAGCCAAGCUGAGCCGGGGCAGCAGAACCAAUAUUUGUGAGAAAAGCGCUGUCGACUCACUCUGGGCCACUGGCCUCAACACAGCACCCCAGCUUUUGUAAAUGAGCCCUCGACAUCUGUGUUAGUGCUCACUCCACUAUGUCUAUCAGACGGGGCCCUUUAGUGCCAAACUAAUUUACAGUGCAGCCUUCUCCGCCGUUCUCAAUGCAGAGCCAGGAUGUUGAGGCGAAAGCUUACACUAAAGCUUAAGUUACAUUUUUUUCUACUUUUUUUACUUUCUUUUACUACCUGUAAUUUUUUUUUUUUUUUAAACCUUUAAGAGUCAGUGGGUCCGGGGACUUGAAUUAUCAGGUCAAGUCGAUACUCGGAGUGUGUAAAAUAGAUCACAGGAAAAUAUUUAAAGACAUUAGAUCCACUUAGCAAACCGCAGAGUUCUUGUAUAUCUUUUAAAGCCUGCUUUGAUUCAUUCAUCAAAUGCUCUGUGAGGAUGUAUUUUUAACAGAUUUGUUUAUGGAUGCAUCUAUUUUUCAUGGUUUCUCCAGAUAAUUUAUCGGUUAAUUAUGUUAAAUAUCAGUGAAUACUUUGCU
This is a messenger RNA of Cololabis saira (Pacific saury), 4643 nucleotides long. RefSeq names its product centlein, centrosomal protein (gene cntln). The transcript is spliced from 26 exons. Bases 263 to 3955 code for a protein of 1230 amino acids. Gene Ontology annotation, biological process: centriole-centriole cohesion; protein localization to organelle. The record is from RefSeq and is a predicted model, not a curated record. Lineage: Eukaryota; Metazoa; Chordata; Actinopteri; Beloniformes; Belonidae. Gene Ontology annotation, cellular component: centriole; centrosome.